AUGCCCUUUCAGUCCACCUCAUCCCCGGUGUCGGUCUCUGAUCUCCGAGCCGAUCCAUCGCCCACCAAGGAGCCAGCGGGCAGACCGGCACAGAGGCCCCCACGACAUCAUCAUCAUGGCAGCCGGACGUCGGCCGCGAGGGCCAGGCGCGAGGCCGACGACCGGGGCGGUGCAGACGACGGUCUCCACCUUGGUGCUGCUGGAGCUGCGUCGACAGGCUCGACAUCCGGCCAGGCGCCCACAGAUAUCGCCUCCGCCAUCAUAGCCUACCAGCGUCGGAAUGCACGCUCCUCUGACCCUCGCCACGGCCCCGGCCGUUCCCGACCCUCCAGAAGAAACGGUAACAGAGAUACCCCGGAUACCGGCUCCGCCGACGAAGCGUAUCGCGACAAGCCGCCUGGCACCGGUCCUGCUCCUCCGAUCUCCAGCGAGGUUAAGAGAAGCCAGCAACGGGUCACGACCAGCACCGAGGCCGAAAGCUCGGCCACCGCAACAGGCUUUGCAUCAAGGCAGGCCCACGACGGUACCAAAACUGCUGGAUCAGGCGGGGCGAGGAGGAGCAGGCAGAGCUCAGAGAAAGGCGUGCUGCCGGACCUGCGUGCACAGGAGCGCAGUAGCAGCAUCGGCAGGCAGGAGGCGACAGGCGCGGCGAUGGCGCCAUCCACCGCCACCCGGGCCGGCGGGUCUGGACGACGUGAGAGGAGCGCACGCACCGCCGAGGGUCGCCACGCUGCUGCCGUCCAGGACUUUAGCAGCGUCAGCCGGGAUGGCAGGCAGCUCUUUGAUCCGAGACGCCACGACCCGGUCAGGUUUGCCAGCCAGCAGCGAACGAACCCUCCAAAUGCUUCGAUCGAUGAACACUCGCGUCAUCUGCCACCAAACGGGACCAACGCGACGCACGGCGUGAGAGGCACCCACCUGGCCGCGACAACAUCGCUGGGCGGAUCGAGGGUCGAGAGUUUUGCAGCGAGCCAGGCGACCGCAGCUUCGGGCAUUUCGCAGUUCCAGGCUGCCGGCCCCGAGCUCUCGAGCACCUACACCUUGUCGAUGCAUGUCCAAGAGAUCAAGCAGCUCUACCGCCGCAUCUGCCUGCUCGAGGCCAAGCUGCAGCAGGCGCACCGCUCCGAAGCCGACAAGCAGAGGGACAGCGCGACCACCGACGGCGCCCAGCCGCGCAGCCUCAACCACGACUACUGGCUCAGGCUGGCUGCCGACCACCGCGAGCUGGCCGAGCUGCAGUCGAGCUUUCUCGAGAUGACGCUGCGGUCCGACAUGCCAGAGUCGGUCCAGGAGCUGCCCCGCACCUACAACCUCCCCACCCGCCUGUGGCAGACGGGCUUCCACAUGAUGCUCGAGCGCCUGCGCCACAGCCUGCCCACCGCGCAGCAGGCCCGGAGCGUGCGUGCCUGCGGCUCGGAGCUGCUGGACCACCUCACCGAGUUCAUCUACUUCGCCUAUGCCUUCUACACCACCCUCUUUGAGACGGAAAAGUUCCGCGUAUUCCGCCGGGCAUGGAUCGAGAGCCUCGGCGACCUCGCCCGCUACCGGAUGGCCGUGGCCGGUCUGGCUGCGUCUCUCUCCCUCGACGACGACAGCGGCGUCCGCAACAAGGCGGAGCGGUCGGAACGCAGGCGGGCCGAGCACAUGCGCAUCGACGAUGACGACGGCGGCGACGAUGGCUUCGGCUAUGAUCGCGCAGGGUUCGAAGAGCCGGCCAUGGACGGCGCGAGCAUCGGCAGCGAUGCGCUUGGGGACUGGGAGUUUGUUGAGAAGGAGACCUGGCGACAGACGGCGCGCGAUUGGUACGCGCGGGGCUUGGCCGAGGCGCCCGGUGUCGGUCGCCUCCAUCACCACCUCGGCAUUCUGAGCAAGAACGACGAGCUCCGAGCGCUGUACCAUCUUUGCAGGAGCCUGACAGCAGCUCACCCGUUCGCCAGUGCCAAGGAGACGAUCCUGUCGCUCUUUGACCAUGAGCACCAGUCACGCCGUCUGCAGGGCGAUGCCUCGGUCGAGGAUCUCUUCAUCUACCUGCACGGCGCCCUGAUCUCGCGCGUCCAGCUCGACGACUUUGACGAGGUCUUUGCGCGGCUGCGCGAGAAGAUGGGGAGCGAAGGCGUGCUCGUCUGCCAGCACCCGCUGACCGAGUCCACCUGGAUGGUCAUGGCGUCCAUCAACAGCGCCGGUCUCCUCCAGUACGGCGCCGAAGGGUCUGCCGUGCUGCAGCCCCUGUUGCGACGCUCGACCAAGGCUGGCGAUACCCGGACGGCGAAGACCGACCGGGGCAAGGUAGCGACCCCGACGGCGAUUCUGGUCAAUCACAACGUCAAGGCCGAAGAUACUCAGGCCGGGGCCUUUCCGACGCCGGCCGAUGCGUGGGAAGAUGGGUCCGAGGACCUCUCGGACGCCGGCGACGAGAUCGCCGUCAUCCAGCUGGAUGGUCGGGAGGAAGCACAGGAUCAUCCCGAGGACGUGCCCGUCACGCUGACCUAUGCGAUGAGGCUGGCGUUCUUCAUGCUCGAAUUCUGCCUGCAUCAGCAGAACCACGGGGCUUCCAGCAUCGGCGGCGACGGCGGCACCAACCCGUACGUUACCGAGUUCCUCACCUUCAUCUUUUCGGUGAUCCGCUUCCGGCCAGUCCACCGGCUGGUUGAGCGGCACAUGCCGUGGCAAGCGCUAGUCGACUUCACACGGACACUUCCCGUCGAUGUGAUUGUCAGGGCGUCAAAGGACGCCCCUCCGUACAUCGCGGGCAAGUAUCCGCUGCCAGAGGAUUGGUGCCUGCGCGGCACCGCCGGCGUCGGCAAGCAGACCUACGACCGGGCGCUCUGGAAGAAGUCGUGCGCCUCGACUUCGGCGUCGUCGCUUCCCGUCUUCCGCACAGAGACCGAGGUGCUCGACAGCGAAGACGACGAGCUGCACGCCAAGUUCCAGACGGGGCCCUCGACGGUCCGGGGUGGCGAUCGCUGCCCGUCGCUCGAGGACCUUCGACGGCAGCGCAUCGCCUUUAUCGCAUCGCGGCUGGUCAAGACGUCUCGCGGGCUCGAACUCGACCCUCGAACGCAGACCUUCUCGAUUGCCAAGCCGCUGCAGUCGAGGAUCGCCCGCUGGAAGGCCGAAGAGGAGCGGCAGAAGCUCGAAAAGCAGCUCGAGAUGAUGAGGCUGGCCAAGUCGCUCGACCUCUCGUCGCACAACUCUCUGUUGACCCAAGACGACCUGGCGAGCGAUACGGAGACGGACGACGACGCCGGAGCCGCUGAUGGCGAGGACGAAGCCGUGCGGCAGCUGCGGGAGCGGAAGCGCUAUCUCAAGGGCGUCCUCCGGUCCACCAAGGCCAUCCUCGAGACAAGCGCCCCGCACAAGCCACCGCAGUCCCGCGGUUCACGCCCGAAGGCCAAGGCUCCUGGCGGCCGCAACGGCAGCAACGUUGCCGCCACCAACACUCUCGACUCGACCCGGAGGAAGCCAUUCUCGUUCCACGGCGUGCUGCCGGGCUACACUGUGCUGCUGAUGGAUACCAACGUCCUCGUCACGCCGGGCGACCUCUUGAAGCAGCUCGUCGAGUCGCAGAGGUGGACCGUGGUGGUACCGCUGGCGGUCGUGACGGAGCUCGACGGGCUGAAGCGCAACGCCAAUGCGCUCGGCGAGGAGGCGGCUCGGGCGAUCCGCUUCCUCGAAGGCCACAUCCGCAGCCACGCCAAGUGGCUCAAGGUGCAGACCAGCCGCGGCAACUACCUGUGCGACCUUUCGAUCCGGUCCGAGGACAUGAGCUUCGGCCUGCCCGCCUCGGCGGCGGCCGCAGAGGAGGGCGCGGGCGCGGGCGCGCGCGAAAAGAGCCUGGCGGCGCGCAACGUCGACGAGGUCAUCCUGCGCUGCCUGGCGUGGCAGACGGACCAUUUCGUCGACCGUCUGGCGCUCCUCACCGCCCACCCUGCCGCCGAGCGACUCAAGCUGCAGCCCGACACGGCCAAGGCGGCGCUCCUCACCCUCGACCGCAACCUGCGCGUCAAGGCAAAGGCGCGCGGCCUCUGCGGACUCGACGAGCAGGACAUCGCCGAGCUCAUGAUCAUGACGGCCGAGGCGCCGCCGCCGCCGCCGCCUGGGCCGCCUGGACCAGGACUUGGCGGCUCGGCGCAGAGGCAGAGAGAGGCCGUGUCGUGA
Molecule: messenger RNA, 4158 nt
Organism: Pseudozyma flocculosa PF-1
Lineage: Eukaryota; Fungi; Basidiomycota; Ustilaginomycetes; Ustilaginales; Ustilaginaceae
Exons: 2
Coding region: 1-4158 (1385 amino acids)
Biological process (GO): nuclear-transcribed mRNA catabolic process, nonsense-mediated decay
Cellular component (GO): telomerase holoenzyme complex
Molecular function (GO): telomerase RNA binding; telomeric repeat DNA binding; protein binding
Source: RefSeq, a predicted model, not a curated record